Molecule: messenger RNA, 2473 nt
Organism: Jaculus jaculus (lesser Egyptian jerboa)
Lineage: Eukaryota; Metazoa; Chordata; Mammalia; Rodentia; Dipodidae
Gene: Ash2l
Product: ASH2 like, histone lysine methyltransferase complex subunit
Exons: 16
Coding region: 12-1898 (628 amino acids)
Cellular component (GO): Set1C/COMPASS complex
Molecular function (GO): protein binding; transcription cis-regulatory region binding
Source: RefSeq, a predicted model, not a curated record
AGGUGGCAGCCAUGGCGGCGGCGGGAGCUGGUCCUGGCCUUGGUGCGGGUGCGGGAGCCGGCCCGGGAGCGCCGGCAAAUGCUACCACGGCAGAAGACGGAGAAACAAAGCCGGUUGCAGCGACAGCCGCCGCUCCGGCUGGAGAAGGGCCGUGUGCCUCCGCAGUCGCGGAACCCAGCUCUGGGGAGACUGAAAGCGGGGAUGCGAACUUGGUUGAUGUAAGCGGUGGCCUGGAGACAGAAUCCUCUAGUGGAAAAGAUGCACUGGAAGGUGCUGGGGAUACUUCAGAAGUAAUGGAUACACAGGCUGGCUCUGUAGAUGAAGAGAAUGGCCGGCAGUUGGGAGAGGUAGAACUGCAAUGUGGAAUAUGUACAAAAUGGUUCACAGCUGACACAUUUGGCAUAGAUACCUCAUCCUGUCUACCUUUCAUGACCAAUUACAGUUUCCAUUGCAAUGUGUGCCAUCAUAGCGGGAACACCUAUUUCCUCCGAAAGCAAGCAAACUUAAAAGAGAUGUGCCUUAGCGCUUUGGCAAACCUCACAUGGCAGUCCCGAACACAGGAUGAACAUCCAAAAACCAUGUUCUCCAAAGAUAAGGAUAUCAUACCUUUUAUUGAUAAAUACUGGGAGUGUAUGACAACCAGACAAAGACCUGGGAAAAUGACUUGGCCCAAUAACAUUGUCAAAACAAUGAGUAAAGAAAGAGAUGUAUUCCUGGUGAAGGAACACCCUGAUCCAGGAAGCAAAGACCCAGAAGAAGAUUAUCCCAAAUUUGGACUUUUGGAUCAGGAUCUUAGUAACAUUGGUCCUGCUUAUGACAUCCAGAAACAAAGCAGUGCUGUGUCUGCCAGUGGGAGUCUCAAUGGGGGAAUCGCAGCUGGAAGCAGUGGAAAAGGAAGAGGAGCUAAGCGUAAACAGCAAGAUGGAGGGACAGCAGGAACCACUAAGAAGGCCCGGAGUGACCCUUUGUUUUCUGCUCAACGUCUUCCCCCUCAUGGCUACCCCUUGGAACAUCCAUUCAACAAAGAUGGCUAUCGGUAUAUUCUGGCUGAGCCUGAUCCGCAUGCUCCUGACCCAGAGAAGCUUGAACUUGAUUGCUGGGCAGGAAAACCUAUCCCUGGAGACCUCUACAGAGCCUGCUUGUAUGAACGAGUUUUGUUAGCUCUACAUGACCGAGCUCCCCAGCUAAAGAUCUCUGAUGACCGUCUGACUGUUGUUGGAGAGAAGGGCUACUCCAUGGUCCGAGCAUCUCAUGGGGUGCGGAAGGGUGCCUGGUACUUUGAAAUCACUGUGGAUGAGAUGCCGCCAGACACUGCUGCCAGACUGGGCUGGUCCCAGCCCUUAGGUAACCUUCAGGCUCCCUUAGGUUAUGAUAAAUUUAGCUAUUCUUGGCGGAGUAAAAAGGGAACCAAGUUCCAUCAGUCUAUUGGCAAGCACUACUCAUCUGGCUAUGGACAGGGAGAUGUCCUGGGAUUUUAUAUCAAUCUUCCUGAAGACACAGAGACAGCCAAGUCCCUGCCUGAUACUUACAAAGAUAAGGCUUUGAUAAAAUUCAAGAGUUAUUUGUAUUUUGAAGAAAAAGACUUUGUGGACAAAGCAGAGAAGAGCCUAAAACAAACUCCCCAUAGUGAGAUAAUAUUUUAUAAAAAUGGUGUCAAUCAAGGUGUGGCUUACAAAGAUAUUUUUGAGGGCGUUUACUUUCCGGCCAUCUCAUUGUACAAGAGCUGCACGGUUUCCAUUAACUUUGGACCAUGCUUCAAGUAUCCUCCCAAGGAUCUCACUUACCACCCUAUGAGUGACAUGGGCUGGGGUGCCGUGGUGGAACACACACUGGCUGAUGUCUUAUAUCAUGUGGAGACAGAAGUGGAUGGGAGACGCAGUCCUCCGUGGGAACCCUGACCAGUCCUCUUCAUGAGACAUGGACUUUCUGGGUUAUAAGACUGGGAUUUCUGUUUUUUAAUUGUCAAGUGUCCUCCCAAAGAUGCUGCAAUGUACAGCCUGUACUUUCAGCCAGAAUAAGGAGGCUGAGUAGGACUGGCAGGUUCCCUGCCCUUCACAUUCACUCUCACUUCCAGGAACUGCUCUUAUUUUGUGUGCCAUAAGCCAAUAACCGGUGACCCCUGGAUCCCACAGUGAAAUUGGUGCUGUACUACAUCUCAGCCAACUGGGACCUGUUACCUACUGUAUUUUCUAAGGAGUGAGUAACUUUGCCCAACCAGAUAACUUAUUUAAAGAUGUGUUGUUCUGUGUGCAUUGACUCCAUCCCACCUAAUUCCCACAGACAUUGAUGGGCCUAUUUCUGAGAGCAGCUGACAUCAACGGCUGUACAUUCCAAACCAGUCUAAAAGCUGUUUCUUUUUGAUUUGGGUUUGGGGAUCUCUGGAUUCAGUAGGUCCCUUCUAAGAACUAAUUGUGAAAGGAACUGGCCUGCCACUUUAACAGAAUUGGAAAUCUCUAAUAAAAUUUGUUUUCAA